UCCGACGACGACAAAUCUCUCCUCAACGUCGACUUCGAAUGGUUCCCACCCAACGAAUCAGUCGACUUCCACGGCCUCAAAACUCUUCUCCGCCAACUCUUCGACGUCGACAAUCAACUCCACGAACUCUCCUCCCUCACAGACCUCAUACUCUCUCAAACCCACAUCGGCUCGACCGUAAAAUGCGACGGCGAAGAGUCCGAUCCUUACGCCUUCCUCACCGCUUUACCGCUCUCUCAUCUCCGGGCGGGAAACCCUGCACUGCAAACACUGGCAACAUAUUUCCUCUCCCGCUCCCAAUCUUCCACCAGCCCCGGCCUAGCAGAAACCCUCACCACCCUCCUCGAUGAAGACUCAAAAGCCAACAUCGGCCUCAUCCUCACGGAACGCUUCAUCAACAUGCCCCAUCAAAUCAUCCCGCCACUCUACACCAUGCUACAAUCCGAACUCUCCUCGGCCAUCUCCUCAGAACCACAAUUCAAAUUCACGCACUACCUCUUCCUCUCAAAAACCUACACGGAAGUCGCAAGUCAAUUGGAUGCCAAAGAUGCGCAACCGAGUAAGAAGUCGAAGAAGGAGAAGAAAGCGGCAGGCAAGGAGGAGGUGUUUUAUUUCCAUCCGGAAGAUGAGGUUUUGCAGAGGUUUGCGGUUGUGAGUGGAGCGUUUGAGUAUGAGAAGCAGGGCGAGGAGGGAGCGAGUGAUGCAAAGAGGGCGUUUCAGGAUUUGGGGGUGAGGCCGCAGGGUUUGAUUAUGGUUAUUGAGGCGGCGAGGUUUGAGAAGGCGGUGGAGGCGGUUGUGGAGUAUUUGAGC
Zymoseptoria tritici IPO323 is the source of this 810-nucleotide messenger RNA. RefSeq lists its product as uncharacterized. The annotation marks the transcript as partial. Gene Ontology annotation, cellular component: nucleus. The transcript has a single exon. The record is from RefSeq and is a predicted model, not a curated record. Lineage: Eukaryota; Fungi; Ascomycota; Dothideomycetes; Mycosphaerellales; Mycosphaerellaceae.